Messenger RNA from Chiroxiphia lanceolata (lance-tailed manakin), 4724 nucleotides. RefSeq names its product EBF transcription factor 2 (gene EBF2). The coding region runs from base 472 to 2226 and encodes 584 amino acids. The transcript has 16 exons. Gene Ontology annotation, biological process: regulation of transcription by RNA polymerase II. Lineage: Eukaryota; Metazoa; Chordata; Aves; Passeriformes; Pipridae. Gene Ontology annotation, molecular function: DNA-binding transcription factor activity, RNA polymerase II-specific; RNA polymerase II cis-regulatory region sequence-specific DNA binding. The record is from RefSeq and is a predicted model, not a curated record.
UGCUCGGCUCCGCUCCUUCCUUCGCCUCCUUCCGACGAUUUAUCCCCCCCCACCUCCUGUUUUCCAUCCCCCCCCCUCCCCUCUUUCCCGGAUCAGGCGGCGAUCCAUCCUUUCUCCCCGCCGCGUUCUGUCGAGAAACAGGUGACCCUCGUUAGCGGCGCCCGGUGCGCGGCUGCGGUUCGCUCCUCGAAGGAUGGUGGGACCGGGCGAGGCUCAACCCGCGUAACUUUUGCCCGGCGAGAGGAGAAACUUUCUGCCCCGAUUCGAAGGCGUUAAAAGCACGCGGCGUUGAAAAGCAGAAGAAGUUGGUUUCAAAGCUGAACUUCACUUUCCUGGGAUUUGUGCGUGUCAGACUCAAAGGCUGCGUCGUUUUUGCUUUUCUUUUUUUUUGUGUUUUUGUUUUUUUUUUUUUCUUCCCUUCUCCCUUAUCUCCCGAAAGGAAGCUGUUGCUAGUCGGAAUAGACUUUUUAAAUGUUUGGGAUUCAAGAUACUUUAGGAAGAGGACCAAUUCUGAAAGAUAAAUCUCUAGGUUCUGAGAUGGAUUCCGUCAGGUCCUGGGUCAGAAACGUUGGGGUUGUGGAUGCAAACGUAGCAGCACAAAGCGGAGUAGCUUUGUCCAGAGCCCACUUUGAAAAGCAGCCACCCUCCAACUUGAGGAAAUCCAAUUUCUUUCACUUUGUUCUGGCUCUCUACGACAGACAGGGGCAGCCCGUGGAAAUAGAGAGGACAGCUUUUGUGGACUUUGUAGAAAAUGAUAAAGAGCAAGGCAACGAGAAGACGAACAACGGCACACACUACAAACUGCAGCUCCUCUACAGCAACGGUGUCAGGACCGAGCAGGAUCUCUAUGUCAGGCUCAUCGACUCGGUCACCAAGCAGCCCAUAACUUAUGAAGGACAGAACAAGAACCCCGAGAUGUGCAGAGUGCUGCUCACCCACGAAGUCAUGUGCAGUCGGUGCUGCGAGAAGAAAAGUUGUGGCAACAGGAACGAGACUCCGUCCGAUCCCGUGAUCAUCGACAGAUUCUUCUUAAAAUUUUUUCUCAAGUGCAAUCAGAACUGCUUGAAAACAGCAGGAAACCCAAGAGACAUGAGACGGUUCCAGGUUGUGCUAUCAACAACAGUGAACGUUGAUGGGCACGUGCUGGCAGUGUCUGACAACAUGUUUGUUCACAACAACUCCAAGCACGGCCGGAGAGCGAGGAGACUCGACCCCUCAGAAGCCACCCCCUGCAUCAAAGCCAUCAGCCCCAGCGAAGGGUGGACCACGGGCGGGGCCAUGGUCAUCAUCAUCGGGGACAACUUCUUCGACGGGCUGCAGGUCGUGUUUGGGACCAUGCUGGUGUGGAGUGAGCUCAUCACCCCUCACGCCAUCCGAGUCCAGACGCCUCCCCGGCACAUUCCCGGCGUGGUCGAAGUGACAUUAUCCUACAAAUCCAAACAGUUCUGCAAAGGUGCACCAGGAAGGUUUAUUUACACAGCUCUAAAUGAACCUACCAUAGAUUAUGGCUUCCAAAGACUGCAGAAGGUCAUCCCAAGACAUCCUGGUGACCCUGAAAGACUAGCUAAGGAGAUGCUGUUGAAACGAGCUGCUGACCUGGUGGAGGCCCUGUAUGGGACACCCCACAACAACCAGGACAUCAUCCUGAAGAGAGCGGCCGACAUCGCCGAGGCCCUGUACAGCGUUCCCAGGAAUCCCGCCCAGCUCCCGGCGCUGUCCAGCUCCCCUGCCCACAGCAGCAUGAUGGGCAUCAACUCCUACGGCAGCCAGCUGGGCGUCAGCAUCUCCGACUCCACCCAGGGCAACAACCAAGGUUACAUCCGGAACACCAGCAGCAUCUCCCCCCGGGGUUACUCCUCCAGCUCCACCCCCCAACAGUCCAACUACAGCACCUCCAGCAACAGCAUGAACGGCUACAGCAACGUGCCCAUGGGCAACCUGGGCGUGCCGGGCUCGCCGGGCUUCAUCAACGGCUCUCCCACGGGAUCACCCUACGGAUUGAUGUCCUCCAGCCCCACAGUUGGCUCCUCCAGCACUUCUUCCAUCCUCCCCUUCUCCUCCUCCGUCUUUCCUGCUGUCAAACAGAAGAGUGCCUUUGCUCCUGUCAUCAGACCCCAAGGGUCUCCUUCCCCUGCCUGCUCCAGUGGCAAUGGAAAUGGGUUUAGAGGGUUAAAAAAAACCCCCAAACAACACAAGUUUAGUUCUCCUUUGCAUCUCCUCUCCUGAAAUUGGAAGGUGAGAACCAGUCUGAUAAAAUAAAUCACUGCUUAUCUGACUAAACCACUCAAAAGCACUGGAUUGUUGGAAAGUCAUUUUUAGUGGAGGAAAAAAAAAAUCAGUUCCACUGCAGAGACCCCACUAAAACCCCACAAUUCCCAUAGAGAGCUGUCCCUAUGGAAAUGCCUGGAUGUUAAUAAAUAAACCUUCAUAUGGCCCCUUGAACCUGUGCUUGUCCAUGUGCCCAGUAGCUUUAGGGAUGGGUGAGGAAAACUGUGUCCUUGGUGAUCCUUAUCUGUGGUAGAAGAUGUUCUGGAUGUGGGAUAGUGGAGCUGGGACAACUUGGAACUCCCCUUUUCAGGGGUCAGCUGAUGGGAGAAAUGUGUUUAAUGUGUUUAAAUGGAUUUAGGAAACACAAGGAUGGGUUUCUUAACCAGGGCAGAAGAGGCAAACUGGGCUGCUCUGCUCGUUCCUGAAGAUGUUCCACUUUUUGGGAAGGAAUUUUCUAGCCCUGGCUGGGCUGGGAGGUUUGGUGGGGUCUUCCUGAGGUGCCUUCUCAGUGCUGUUAUAUUCCACUUUAAAAGGGGGCAGCGGGUUUAUUGCCUUCUAAAACUCAAGGCCUGGUCUAUCAUAUCGGAUUAGAGGUGAUUUUAGGGAGGUUUGGUGGGAAUAAUGUGUUUUUAAGCAGCAUGAACAUAGUUAGGGGCUUCCAGCCAGGCUGCACCAAGUGUCUGCACUCCAGAAAAAAAGAUGAAAUAAAAGAAUUUCAGCUUUCUGAUUGACACUGUGGGUUCUUUGUGCCAUCAAGGAUGGGGCAACCAGCAACCCCAAAGCCAAGUGAUCCCUGGAAUAUGAAGGAAUCCCAGGAAUUGGGAAGCCUGGAGCUGUCACUGUAGGUUCACCUUUGAUAGCACAGGGUCUGACCUGCUCGUGGAUGUUCAAAACAGCAAAACAGCCACAAAAAAACCCUCCAAAGCCCCAAAAUAUUUCAUACAUUCAUAGGUACCAACACCCCAGCGAGACUGGGAGGUCUGAAUUCGUGUUUGGGAUCGGGCAUAAAAACCCAGAUUGAGGGUUUGUAGAGCUGGGAUUAAACCUUCCAUAAAUUUCAGUGAAAACUACAUUGAGCCCCAGAUUUAAAUUAUCUUGGACCAGGCUCAUUUUGAUAUUUUGACCUACUAAAACACCCCAAUCAGCUCCAAAACAUUACAAUGGUGGAUUUUUUCCCCCCCUGCCCUUCUCUGCACGGGCUACUUUUAAAAUUUAUCAUCAAACAGACACAAAAUUCCAAGUCCAACAAACAUUCCAGACCAACAGAAAUUUCUAGACCCCCUGCUACUUUUUUUUUAUUUUUUGUUUUUUUAACAAAUAAGACUUUCAUUACAAAAUCUCAAUCAGAAAGAUUUCCAAUUUAAAAACAAAAAAAAAAUGAGAUAUUUCAUGGCAAACCCCCCUCUUUGUCCAGCCUUUAUUUUUUGAUUAUUGCUUAGUCAGCACAGGCACGUGAAAAAAAGAUCCACCACAUCACUGAAGGCUUGGGAAGAUUCAGGGGAAAAAUUUACAGGCUGGCAAUUAAAAAAAAAAAACAAAACAAAAUAAGGAAAGUUCCUGAAACAUUCCACAUUCCUGUCACACUUCAGUUGGUUUUAUGAGCUCUGUCCAGUUGCUCGAGUUGCCACAGGGGGAAAAGAAAACCUCCCUAGGAAGCUGCUCCAAGUUUUUACAGGAAGUGUUGAUGCAAACAUGGAAAAAUGACCUCUCCUGGUUUGAUUGGAGCCAAAAAAAAAGUGAGAAUAAUUAAAUAUAGGAAUGAUUUAGAGCGUGAGUUUUGCUCAGGAGUGGAAAUCACGGUGCUGGAGGUGAUGGAGGGGAGAACACACUGGGAGCUUCCCAGGGAAAAAGGUGUGUAAAUAAAUCAAUCCAAUCCUCAACCAUGAAAGGAGGACUUUGGCACUGGCAAAACACCCAACAAAAGGGACAAAAAAAAAAAAUAAUAAUGUAAAAAUUGAUGUGUAGGGAUAUUUUCUUUUUCAGUGUAAUGAGCAAAUCUGUCCUCUUUUAGUUCUUGCUGUCAAAACUUUCCUCUCUGCCACCAGAAAGGUGAAAGUGUCACAAGAGGUGACUGCAAAUUUUACCAGAACUUUGGAAGGGUACCUUUGAUUUCCUUAUUUAUCUUGGUAGAGCAUCUUACUCUCCCCUGUUUCUUUGCACACUUCCAAUAUGCAUGGUUUUCUCAAAACCUCCUGUAAAUUAAGGCCUCAUUCCUCUCCCUCCUGUAUAGUUUUGGGGUUGGUUUGGGGUUGGCUGGUUGGUUUUUUUUUUUUGGUUUCUUUGCUUUGUCAGUUAUCCACAGUAUGAAGUUGCUAUGCACAGAGCUUUUGUAAAGAUAGGCUUUUUUUGGGGGGUUGUUUUUUGUUGUUGUUGUUGUUUUGUUUACUGUUUUUAACGGUCCUACUUAUGGAAGAAUAUCUUGUUUGUAAAAUGAAUUAUGUCUACUUCAGUUUUAA